AUGGACAAAUACGAGUUCUGCACCCCGAACUUCGUGGUCGGAAAUUGCCUGUUGUUGGACAGCUCCAUCCACCAGUAUGACAGAGUUUAUUGUGGAGCAUCGUGUCCUGCUGAGCAUGAAAAUUACAUGAAAAAUUUGGUUCGUGUUGGUGGAAUUUUAGUGAUGCCUCUUAAUGACCAUUUGUUGCAAGUUACCCGAACUGGUGAAACAACAUAUGAAGUGAAAAAUGUGCUACCAGUGUCAUUCGCAUCCCUUGUCGUACCCAGCUCCAACGAGGCCCUUACUUCAGUGAAGCUUCCCGAAACCUAUCCGCUGUCCUUGCAAGAGAUCUGCCGCUCCGCCAUAAGGGUGCUGCUGAGGAGGAACGUGGAGAUGGAGAAUCCCACCCUGAAGGACAAGAAGAAGCCGCCCCACCCCAAGCGGAAGCGGGGCCGCAGACGCAUGAAGAGGAUCGUCAUCCCCAUCUUCGAGGAGAUGCGGAACAACGACGGCAGGAGGGGGAGCAGGUCCGACCUGGAGGACAGCAGGAGGGGCAGCCAAUCGGACGCCGAGCCCGGGAGGGGGGACAGCGGGAGGGGGAGCCAGAACGACGUGGACGACGGCGGGAGGGCGGUCCACCACCCGCCGCCGGUGGUGACUCGGCAGAACGGCAAAAUAGUGUUCAACCUGGACUACGACUGCGGCGAGCGAGAGUCGACGGAGCAGAAGAUGGAAGUUGCCGACGAGGACGACGCCUUCGUGGAGGAGUCUUUCCCCGAGUACAACGAGAAGGUGGGUGCCGAGCGCUCGGAGAGGGGCGGGGUACAUCCCACGACGGACAGCGGGAUAGACAAUAUCAGCGACGACUCGGUCGCGGACGACAGCGAGAAGACCGGGUCGUCCAAUCCCUCGAGCUCGCAGGAGCCGGAAGAGGGCGGUGCUACGAGGAAUCCCCUCUACCUCAAGAGGAGUGCCGAGGACGACGACGACGAAGACGAUCCCGGAACGAACGCUCGCGAGAGUCAAAAGUACCCCAACUAUCGGAGCACGGCGGUCAUCUUCAAGAGGGUGGCCUUCAGCGACGUCGAGAGCGACGAGUUCGACGACAGCGACUCCGGCAGAGACUGUUUCCCCCCCAAGGAGGAGUCCGAGGAGAAGAGCGACCUGUCCGGCUACACCUGCCUCAUGCGGCAGAAGAUCGCCCGGCUGCCCCUGCCGCACGCCCUGAAAGUCUUCUUGAAUUUCUCGAGGCCCGUGUGA
This is a messenger RNA of Uloborus diversus, 1239 nucleotides long. RefSeq lists its product as uncharacterized. Lineage: Eukaryota; Metazoa; Arthropoda; Arachnida; Araneae; Uloboridae. The record is from RefSeq and is a predicted model, not a curated record. The transcript has 3 exons. Gene Ontology annotation, cellular component: cytoplasm. Gene Ontology annotation, biological process: protein modification process. Bases 1 to 1239 code for a protein of 412 amino acids. Gene Ontology annotation, molecular function: protein-L-isoaspartate (D-aspartate) O-methyltransferase activity.